CCGCCCCUCUGACGUCACCCCGGGGCGCCGUCGGCGCCGAGCACAGUUCCCGCUGGACCCGCCCGGGCGCUGCGGCCGCGGCCCUUCCCGCCGGCACGAUGUCAGCCAGUAUCCCUGGAAGCUCAAAUGUGGCUGCUGGCAGUAAUCGUCGGCUUCAGCAAACUCAACACCAAGUAGAUGAGGUUGUUGACAUCAUGAGAGUGAAUGUGGACAAGGUAUUGGAGCGAGAUCAGAAGCUGUCAGAGCUGGAUGACCGUGCUGAUGCACUGCAAGCAGGAGCUUCCCAAUUUGAGACCAGUGCAGCCAAGCUGAAAAGGAAGUAUUGGUGGAAGAACUGUAAGAUGUGGGCAAUAUUGAUAGCUGUUGUUGUCAUUAUCAUCAUCAUCAUCAUCAUCGUCUCGACUAGUUCAUGAGUUACAGGAAGAAACUCAGAUCAACUGAAGGUGCCUCUGAAUCUUCAGCCUCUCCACUUCAAACCUGCUGCAUUUUCAGUCCAUUUACUGCUGUUUAAAGCAAAACUAUUUUCAUUACUGAAAUGUUAACUAACUUUACUGGUUGCCUUAAGACACUCCUGCCAUUAAUUACUAACAAGCACAGCUCACCACUUGCACAGUGCCUUAAUAAAGUGGGGUGC
This is a messenger RNA of Corapipo altera (White-ruffed manakin), 634 nucleotides long. It is a transcript of the gene VAMP3, whose product is annotated as vesicle associated membrane protein 3. Gene Ontology annotation, molecular function: SNAP receptor activity; syntaxin-1 binding. The coding region runs from base 99 to 413 and encodes 104 amino acids. The transcript has 5 exons. Gene Ontology annotation, biological process: vesicle-mediated transport; vesicle fusion; SNARE complex assembly. Lineage: Eukaryota; Metazoa; Chordata; Aves; Passeriformes; Pipridae. The record is from RefSeq and is a predicted model, not a curated record. Gene Ontology annotation, cellular component: SNARE complex; plasma membrane.